AUGGACGGCGGAAUGCGCGGCAACUCGGCGGGAGGAGCGAGCGACGAUAUGGCCGACGAGGUGGGUGACGCAGCGGGCGAGAGAACUGACGACACAGGCGACGAAUUCGGCGAAGCUAUGCCGACAGCGCUGCUCCAGAGUCAGCAGAGUCCGAAGAUCAACGUGCUUUCACAUUCCCCAAUCAAGAACAGCCACUCUGUGAAUCCGGACGCGCCGCGUCCAACCCCAGCGAGAGCGACAGCAACAGGGGUAGCGGCGGGGGCGGCGGCAGUCAUAGUGCCGCCGUUCUUCCGCAGCCCGCCGCCAUCUGGAGCCGCGAAAAUUGCCUCCUCGGGGGCUGCGGGGACGGCGUUUUCUCCCCCGGAUUCCGCGUACAAGCGCCAAGGAGAAAACCUAAUCGAAGAUGGGUCUCCCCGGGAGCGCAGCAGGAGGAAGCGCGAGCCGCUCGCCACCGCCGCGGCCGCUGGCGGCGGCGGAGGCGGCGGAGGCGGCGGAGGGAGCGGAGGGAGCGGAGGUGCUGCUGCUACAGCUGCAGCAGCUGGUACUGCCGCCGUUUCUGCUACCACUCUCCGGGGCCGCGGUAAAGCAAGGAGGGAUGGUUCAGCAGCAGCAGCAUCGCGGGAGUUUGAAGACUCGUGCAAUAAGAUCAUGCUUGCCUCUGCUGAUGGUACCGCUGCCGCUGUCGCUACCACACCCCGGGGGCGCGGGAAAGCAAGGAGAGAUGGCUCGGCAGCUUCCCGGGAGUUUGAAGGCUCAUGCAACAAGAUGCUUGCCUCUGCUGAUGGUACUGGCGCUGCUGUUGCUACCACUCCCCGGGGCCGCGGGAAAGCACGGCGAGAUGGUUCUGCAGCAGCAGCAGUAUCAACGGCAGCAUCGCGGGAGAUUGAGGACUCGUGCAACAACAUGCUGGCUGCCGAUGGUACUGCCGCUGCUGCUACCACUCCCCGGGGGCGUGGCAAGGCAAGGAGAGAUGGUUCAGCUGCAUCGCGGGAGUUUGAAGACUCGUGCAACAAGAUGCUUGCUGCGGCCAUCGCCCGCAACCUCCGCGCCCGGCUCGCAACAUCCCAGCAACAGCCUCAGCUGCAGCUGCGUCAGCAGAAUCUGCAGCCGCGUCAGCAACAACCUCCCACUCACAUCACCAGCAGCACAAGGUCUCCGAAACAGCUUCAACCGCAGCAUGUAUGGGACGAGAGUGCACCCUUACCCAGCCCUGCAUCGCACGCUGUGGCGCAUGGGCGUGCAGGGAUGGAAGGUCUGGGCCAGUCAUUCAACACAUCGCCCUCAGAAGUUUCCGGAAAUUGGGCUCCCAUGGAUGUUACUCUAGGACCAGAGCCUCGAGACGGUCCGGUAUAUCCAAUUGGUUCUGGAUCCCAGAUCGGCAGUGGCUAUGGUGGCGUUGGUGCUGGCGGUGGUGGUGGCGGUGGUGUUGGUGGUGGUGGUGGUGGUGGCGGUGGCAGUGGCGGUGGUGGCAGAGGUAGAGGCGAUGCCGGUGGUGCCAGUGGUGCUGCUGAUACUGUUGAUGUUGAUGCUGGUAACGCGGACGAUGCCAUUAGCAGUGCUCCGAUGGAUCUGUCCAGCCACCAAUUUGGAGGCGAAUCUAACGAGGCCUUUUUGUUGAAACCAGGCGCGGCGACAGUAACUUUUGAGGCGCCUCAAAACGCGGCGACAGUCACCCGGAGCCUCACCGUUCCUCUGCAGCACGACCUGUCUCUCGGGCUGAAUCGGCCGGUCGGGUUCGGGUCCCUCUCGUGGCCACGAUCCGCCUCAGCUGCUGCUGCUGCUCCAGCAGCCUACGCCAGCGCUGCUGCUGCUGCUGCUGCUGCUGCUGGUGGCAAUGCUGCUGGUGGCAAUGCUGGUGAUAAUCAUGCUGUUGAUGGGAAGCAUGUCACGGGUGUCCCAGCUUCUCUCAUCGGGACCACCACUGUAGUCGGCUGGCCUGCCCCUGCCCCGUCUGCUCCUGUUGCUGGUGAUGGCAAUGCUGCUGGUGGCUAUCCUGCUGAUGGAAAUGCUGUUGAUGGGAAGCAAUUCAAGGGUGCCCCAGCUUUUCUCCUCGGCACCACCACUGUAGUCCCCUGGCCCAGCCCGGCCCCGUCUGUUGCUGUUGCUGAUUGGCCAGCCUCACAGGCUGGUGCAUCUGCUGCUGCGGCUAAUCCGACAGGUGUUUUUGAGAGUAUAAAAAAAUCAUCCUCGCAGGGUGGUGUGUCUGCUGCUGUGGCUGACCUGACAGGUGUGGUGCACAGAUUGCCAUCCAGUGAGAAAAUUCCCUUGACGUCCUUUCAAACCUCUCAAGCCACUCAGGCCUCUCAUCCCACUCAGGUCUCUCAGACCUCACAGACCUCUCAUGCCUUUCAGGCCUCUCAAGGCCCGCACGCGCACCUGAAAGGCUUUGACACUAUCCCUCCUCCGGCCAUGCACGCUCCAGGCGUGCACACUCCAGCCAUAGACGCUCUCGGCAUGCACGUUCCACGCUUCCACGCUCCUUCCCCUCCUCUCACCCCUGCCGCACCGCCUCCCUCUGCUACCAACACUGCAUCCCCGCCCGUGCAUGCAUCCUCAUUCUCCGAUCCCACAGCCAUUCUCCACUCCUCCUCGCUCUCGCCUCCCAUUCCCGUCAUGGUCCAUGCUGCCACUGUAGCAUCCUUGGUAGGCCCCUCCUUGCCUACCCUCGAGCAACAACAUCUCUGGCAGCGUUCCCUGCUGCUUGCACAAGGGCUCGAUCCGGCCGGCGGAAGCGGCAGCAGCUGGGGCGCUGGGAGUGCUCGGCAGCAGCUGCAAGCUACAGAGGGGUCUUACCAGCCGAAGCAGGCAGACAAAGAGGCAGCAGCAUCGGCAUCGGCAGCGGCUUUUUCGGCAGCGCUUAUGCGAACCACCAGAGGGUUUUCGUCGUUGAAUACGCAUGUGCCUGAGAGACCGGACACACUGCAUGCUGCAGGUCCGGCAGCAGGUUCGGCGAUUUCCACAGGCGGGUUGGUAGGGGAGGAGAGGGGUUCGGCCGGACCUAUGGCUGGACCGGCGGCACUGCUGACAGAAACCCUUCAGGGGGUUCCGCCGUCCGUUUUAACGUCGUCAAAACGAUCCGUCGUGCUCGUGCUCGAUUUCGGAUCGCAGUACACUCAGCUAAUCACGCGCCGCAUUCGCGAGCUCGGAGUCUACUCCGUCAGCCUGCCGGCCGGCGUGCCGCUAGAUCAGAUCCAGGCCGUCCAUCCGACGAUCAUCGUUCUCUCCGGUGGGCCGAACUCCGUACACGAGGAAGGUUCGCCGACGGUUCCCGCGGGUUUUUUCGACUACGCGAUAGAGAAGGGUAUUACGGUUCUUGGGAUCUGCUACGGCAUGCAGCUGAUCGUGAAGACGUUGGGUGGUGACGUGGCACGAGCCGAGGCGCAGGAGUACGGACGGAUGGAUAUCGUGGCGGAUUGUGAUUCGGCGCUCUUUGGCGGGAGCGACGCGGGAGGCGAGGAACCUGAGAAGAAGAAGGCGAAGAAUGAAUCGCGACAGACGGUGUGGAUGAGCCAUGGAGACGAGGCGACGAAGCUUCCAGAGGGGUUCAAAGUGGUGGCGCGCAGCGAUCAGGGCACGGUGGUGGCGAUUGAGUGCACGACACGCAAGAUAUUCGGCCUGCAAUACCACCCUGAGGUGACCCACACCCCCAGGGGCAUGGAGACCCUUCACCGUGUGGUCUUUGACAUCGGGGGCGCGCACGCUGAUUGGCAGAUGCAGGAGGUUCUGGAUGAGGCGAUCUCAGCCGUCCAAGCGGCAGUGGGGCCGGUGAAGCAUGCGGUGUGUGCCCUGUCGGGCGGCGUUGACUCGACUGUAGCGGCCACGCUGGUGCACAGGGCGAUUGGGGACCGCCUGCACUGCAUUUUUGUCGACAAUGGGCUGCUGCGGUUCCAGGAGCAGCAGCGGGUGAUGGCAAUGUUUGAGGCAGACCUGCAUCUGCCAGUCACCUGUGUGGACGCGUCUGAUCGCUUCCUCUCCAAGCUCAGGGGCGUCACGGACCCCGAGAGGAAGAGGCGCAUCAUCGGGGCGGAGUUCAUUGGCGUGUUUGAUGAUUUUGCGAGUGAACUGGAGGCGAAAUUGGGCCACCGACCCGAGUGCCUGGUGCAAGGUACACUGUAUCCGGACGUAAUUGAGUCGUGCCCGCCGCCUGGCAGUGGGAAGAAGCACUCGCACACCAUCAAGAGCCACCACAACGUGGGUGGUUUACCCGAGAAUAUGCGCUUUACCCUCGUGGAGCCCCUCAAGUGGCUGUUCAAGGAUGAGGUGCGCAAGAUUGGAGCUCUCCUCAACGUCCCCGCCUCCUUCCUCUCCCGCCACCCCUUCCCCGGACCUGGCCUUGCGGUUCGGGUGCUGGGGGACGUGUGUGCGGACGGGGCACUGGACACCAUCCGCCAGGUGGAUGAGAUCUUCAUUAAUGCAAUCAAGGAGGCCGGCCUGUACGAUCAGAUCUGGCAGGCGUUUGCCGUCUUCUUGCCGGUGCGGUCGGUGGGAGUGCAGGGGGACCGGCGCACCCACUCCCAUGUGGUGGCUUUGAGGGCCAUCACCAGCCAAGACGGCAUGACAGCAGACUGGUGA
This is a messenger RNA of Closterium sp. NIES-65, 4572 nucleotides long. NCBI's taxonomy places the organism in Eukaryota, Viridiplantae, Streptophyta, Zygnematophyceae, Desmidiales, Closteriaceae. The record is from the annotation of a GenBank genome assembly.